AUGGUUACUUCAUGGAUUCUGAACUCCUUGGCAAAGGACAUUGCACACAGUGUUGAGUAUGUGAAUAAUUCUGUCAAAUUGUGGAAGGAAUUGGAAGAUCGAUAUGAUCAAACAAAUGGAACUAAGUUGUAUCAAAUCCAGAAAGAGAUUAACGAUUUGAGUCAGGGAGUGCUUGACAUCACGGGUUACUACACAAAUAUGAAGAAACUCUGGGAAGAGUUGAAUAUACUAAGUGUUAAAACUCACUGUAGUUGUGCGUGCCCUUGUAGAGCAAAGGAAAGCAUGCACAAGGCAGUGCAGGAUAGAAGACUCAUACAAUUUCUUAACGAGGUUUACACAGUUGUUUGGGGAAGCAUUCGCAUGAUGAACCCAUUGUCUUCCAUGGCACAUGCAUUUGCUUUGCUGAUACAAGAGGAGAAGCAGAGAGAAUUCAAACCCAGAAAUCAAUUAAACUUUGAUUCUGCUGCGUUGAAUGUCAAUAUAGGAGGAAGAACCUUUAAGACAAAUUACUCACCUGAUGGGAAUCAGACUUCAAACAGCAGGCCUAGGCCAUUUUGUGACCACUGCAAAUGA
This is a messenger RNA of Nicotiana tabacum (common tobacco), 573 nucleotides long. RefSeq lists its product as uncharacterized. NCBI's taxonomy places the organism in Eukaryota, Viridiplantae, Streptophyta, Magnoliopsida, Solanales, Solanaceae. The record is from RefSeq and is a predicted model, not a curated record.